AGACCAGACUCCCCUGUACCCAGCUGUGUGUCCAUGAAGAGUGACCGGUCUAUGGAUGAUCCUAUUCUGUUCAAAGAUGGACAGCACUCCACUCAGCAAAGAGUCCACCAGCAGAGCUCAGAGCCUCCCAGUGGUUGGCCAGCCCCGGAGCAUCAGACAGACCUGGACUCCAUAUUUAAGAUGCUGGAGGAGAACGCUGUCACUUUUGUGAAGAAUGAGCUGAAAAGGAUGCAGACGAUUCUGAAUCCAGAUGACCCAGAAUGCUUAGGGAAGCAGAGAGUGGAUGAGGAGGUGAUGGACGAUGAGGAGGAAGAGCAGAGGAGCAGCAUCAGAGAGGCUUUUCUGCAGAUCACACUGCACCUCCUGAGGGGAAUGAAGCAGGAGGAGCUGGCUGACCUUCUGUACAGCAAAACCUUUGCUCCAGUGUGCCAACGUAAACUCAAAUCUAAUCUGAAGCAGAAGUUUCAGUGUGUGUCUGAGGGGAUUGCCAAAGCAGGAAACUCAGCACUUCUGAACCAGAUCUACACAGAGCUGUACAUCACAGAGGGAGAGAGUCAAAAGGUCAAUGAUGAACAUGAAGUCAGACAGAUUGAAACAGCAUCCAGGAAACCAGCAGGAACAGAAACAGUAAUAAAAUCUGGAGACAUCUUUAAACCUUUACCUGCAAAAGAUCAGCCAAUCAGAACACUGAUGACAAAGGGAGUGGCUGGCAUUGGGAAAACAGUCUUAACACAGAAGUUCACUCUGGACUGGGCUGAAGACAAAGCCAACCAGCAUGUCCACUUCACCUUUCCAUUCACUUUCAGAGAGCUGAAUCUGCUGAAAGAGAAAAAGUUCAGUUUUGUGGAACUUCUUCAUCUCUUCUUCACUGAGACCAAAGAAACAGGAAUCAGAAAAUUUGAUCAGUUCCAGGUUGUGUUGAUCUUUGACGGUCUGGAUGAGUGUCGACUUCCUCUGGACUUCAACAACAACCAGAUCCUGACUGAUGUUACAGAGUCCACCUCAGUGGACGUUCUGCUGACAAACCUCAUCAAGGGGAACCUGCUUCCCUCUGCUCGCCUCUGGAUAACCACACGACCCGCAGCAGCCAAUCAGAUCCCUCCUGAGUGUGUUGACAUGGUGACAGAGGUGAGAGGCUUCACUGACCCACAGAAGGAGGAAUACUUCAGGAAGAGAUUCAGAGAUGAGGAGCAGGCCAGCAGAAUCAUCUCCCACAUCAAGACGUCACGAAGCGUCCACAUCAUGUGCCACAUCCCAGUCUUCUGCUGGAUCACUGCUACAGUUCUGGAGGACAUGUUGAGAACCAGUGAGGGAGGAGACCUGCCCAGGACCCUGACUGAGAUGUACAUCCACUUCCAGCUCGUUCAGUCCAAAGUGCAGAACAUCAAGUAUCAUGACAGAGCUGAGACAGAUCCACUCUGGACUCCAGAGACCAGGGAGAUGAUCCUGUCUUUGGGAAAACUGGCUUUUGAGCAGCUGGAGAAAGGCAACCUGAUCUUCUAUGAAGCAGACCUGGCAGAGUGUGGCAUUAACAUCAGAGCAGCCUCAGUGUACUCAGGAGUGUUCACACAGAUCUUUAAAAAGGAGCGUGGGCUGUACCAGGACAAGGUUUUCUGCUUCAUCCAUCUAAGCCUUCAGGAGUUUCUGGCUGCAGUUUAUGUCUUUCUGACCUUCACCAACUCCGGUUUCAAUCUACUGAAAGAAAGACAGCAAACCUCAAAAUAUAGCAAAAAUAUAGAAGAACUCUACCAGAGUGCUGUGGACAAGGCCUUACAGAGUCCAAAUGGACAGCUGGAUUUGUUUCUCCGCUUCCUCCUGGGUCUUUCAAUGAAGACCAAUCAGACUCUCCUACGAGGCCUGCUGACAGAGACAGGAAGUAGCUCACAGACCAACCAGGAAACAGUCCAGUACAUCAAAGAGAAGAUCAGAGAGAAUCCAUCUCCAGAAAGUAGCAUCAACCUGUUCCACUGUCUGAAUGAGCUGAAUGACAAUUCUCUAGUGGAGGAGAUCCAACAGGUCCUGAGUUCAGGAAGUCUCUCCAGAGUCAGACUCUCUCCUGCUCAGUGGUCAGCUCUGGUCUUCAUGUUGCUGUCAUCAGAAGAAAAACUGGAUGUGUUUGACCUGAAGAAGUACUCUGCUUCUGAGGAGGCUCUUAUGAAACUGCUUCCAGUGGUUGAAGUCUCCAAAACAUCUCUGCUGAGUGGCUGUAAUCUGUCAAAGAGAAGCUGUGAGGCUCUGGCCUCAGUUCUCAGCUCCCAGUCCUCCAGUCUGAGAGAGCUGGACCUGAGCAACAACCACCUGCAGGAUUCAGGAGUGAAGCGUCUCUCUGCUGGACUGGAGAGUCCAAACUGUAGACUGGAGGCUCUCAGGCUGAGUGGCUGUAAUCUGUCAGAGAGAAGCUGUGAGGCUCUGGCCUCAGUUCUCAGCUCCCAGUCCUCCAGUCUGAGAGAGCUGGACCUGAGCUACAACCACCUGCAGGAUUCAGGAGUGAAGCGUCUCUCUGCUGGACUGGAGAGUCCAAACUGUAGACUGAAGACUCUCAGGCUGAAUCAGAGCGAGCUCACAGAGAGAAGCUGUGAGGCUCUGGCCUCAGUUCUCAGCUCCCAGUCCUCCAGUCUGAGAGAGCUGGACCUGAGCAACAAUGACCUGCAGGAUUCAGGAGUGAAGCGUCUCUCUGCUGGACUGGAGAGUCCAAACUGUAGACUGGAGACUCUCAGGCUGUCAGGCUGUCUGCUCACACAGGAAGGCUGUGCUGCUCUGGCCUCAGCUCUGAGCUCCAACCCCUCCCAUCUGAGAGAGCUGGACCUAAGCUACAAUCAUCCAGGAGCCUCAGGAGAGAAGCUGCUCUCUGCUGGACUGGAGGAUCCAACCUGGAGCCUGGAGGCUCUCAGGCUGUCAGGCUGUCUGCUCACACAGGAAGGCUGUGCUGCUCUGGCCUCAGCUCUGAGCUCCAACCCCUCCCAUCUGAGAGAGCUGGACCUGACCUACAAUCAUCCAGGAGCCUCAGGAGAGAAGCUGCUCUCUGCUGGACUGGAGGAUCCAACCUGGAGACUGAAGACUCUCAGUGUGGACCAUGGUGGAGAGCAGAGGUUGAAACCAGGCCUGAGGAAGUAUUCCUGUCAAGUCAAACUGGACCCAAACACAGCAAACAGACACCUCAAACUGUCUGAGGACAACAGGGAGGCGACGCAGAUGAGGAAGAAGCAGCCAUAUCGUCGUCACCCAGAGAGAUUUGAGAGAUAUCAACAAGUGCUGUGUGGAACUGGUCUGACUGGGAGGUGUUACUGGGAGGUCGAGUGGGAGGGAUGGGUUAAUAUCGGAGUGACUUACAGAGGAAUCAGCAGAACAGGAGACAGUGUUGACUGCUGUCUUGGAGGAAACGACAAAUCCUGGACUCUAGACUGCUCUGAUAGAGGUUUCACCGCCCGACACAAAAACAGAUCAACAGACGUUUGUGUCCGUCCCUCCUCCUCCUCCUCCUUGUUCUCCUCCUCCUCUAACAGAGUAGCAGUGUAUCUGGACUGGCCUGCUGGCUCUCUGUCCUUCUACAGCGUCUCCUCUGAUGCUCUGAUCCACCUCCACACCUUCACCUGCACCUUCACUGAACCUCUGUACCCUGGGUUUGGGCUUAACAAUGUUUCUGUGUUUGAGAAAGUAGAGACGAUUGUUGGACUUCGCUUCAGCUCUCCGCUCAGUUCCUCAGUGUCUCUGUGUCUGAUGGAGUAACAAAACACUCACACUGCUGCCCAGAGAAAGCUGCUGAAAUGAUGUACAGGAUCUCUUCACACACACACACACACACACACACACACACACACACACACACACACGUACAUUAAUGUGUGUAUUAUUCUUCUUAUAUUCCCUGUGUCAGACAGCUGAACAUGAU
This is a messenger RNA of Myripristis murdjan (pinecone soldierfish), 3889 nucleotides long. Its product is annotated as NACHT, LRR and PYD domains-containing protein 12-like. The record is from RefSeq and is a predicted model, not a curated record. The transcript is spliced from 11 exons. The coding region runs from base 34 to 3726 and encodes 1230 amino acids. Gene Ontology annotation, molecular function: protein binding. Lineage: Eukaryota; Metazoa; Chordata; Actinopteri; Holocentriformes; Holocentridae.